Botrytis deweyae is the source of this 1896-nucleotide messenger RNA. RefSeq lists its product as uncharacterized. Gene Ontology annotation, cellular component: extrinsic component of intraperoxisomal membrane. Gene Ontology annotation, biological process: peroxisome inheritance. Bases 1 to 1896 code for a protein of 631 amino acids. NCBI's taxonomy places the organism in Eukaryota, Fungi, Ascomycota, Leotiomycetes, Helotiales, Sclerotiniaceae. The transcript has 2 exons. The record is from RefSeq and is a predicted model, not a curated record.
AUGGCUUAUUCUUCGUUGUCGGCACGCGCUGUGUCGGUUUCUGAUCGAUCAAUAUCGACUCCCGAUCCCCAAAUCGAGACACUUUAUAGUGUCGAUGGCGCCCGCAUCAUAUCUUUUUCAAUACCGUCGCAACCUUCGUCGCGACCGAGCUCGAGUAAUGGACCUGCGAAGGAAAAUACGGAAAUAGGUUCUUCUCUGAGGUGGUCUUCCCCAGGGGAAAGGACAAUCGCCGCUGGCACUUUGCGCAUCUAUAGAGCUCCCGAAUCUGUCGCGUUUUUCAAUUGUCAGAAAGCUUUAAAGCCGAUAUUACCUCGAAGUCAAUGCUGGUUUGUUUCGGACGAUGGAUCUAGCAAAUUCGUGUUGCAAGUACGAAGGCUACAGGAGUACUGGCGAAUCGAGAUAAGCAACACAACUCCCGAAGAAAUUAAGCAAGGAGAGGAACUCAAGAAGAUACUGGCGCAAGUGUUGUUAUAUGAAAAGACUCCUUGUCCGUUCCAAAGAACGUUUUCUGUUGAUCUGCCGAUUGCUCUGCAAAUACCUACCACGCAAAAACCGUGGAAGCCAGUACAAAGAUCGUCAUCUAGAAUUCCUUUACCUCGGGGUGACCUUUAUCCUAUUGCUUUGAAGUCAACCUCGUUGACCUCAAACUCGCCAAAGCUGUCAUGCAGAAGAACCCGCUCUUCUUCCCCACUUCAGACUUCUGCAUUGCAUCGAUCCGCGGCUAGCCCCACAGAGACAUGCAUAUCAGACCUGCAAUUCCAAGAAGAAACGCCAGAAACGUCUGUAGCCAAAUCUACGAAUCCAACAGUACACUCUCCAACAUACCCACUAAAAACUCGUGCAGUCGAACCUCAACCAACAGAAUAUGGUGUAGCCUCAUCAGAAUCUAUACUCACCGUCUUGUCCCGUGUAGAGGUUGGUGAAGGUAGUGAUAGUGACGAAACGUGCGACACUAAUGCUACAGUUAAAGCUCCCGCUCAAUCGCCACGUUCCCAAUCACUUCCUGGCUCCAGAAGUCCCUCACAAGUGUUACAUCACUGUAGUCGAUCAAUCACGGCCCCCCCUGUCCUCUCUCUAGUCACAAGUCCACCUUCAAAGCGUCGAAACAGGCCUCCAGUGAGCAAAAUUGUAGUCGGCGACCCUGAUUCAGAGCUCUCAUCAAGCGUCGAUUCGUUUCACUCUACACAGUCAUGGCACUCUCCACUUGAUGUACCACCGUCACCCCCCCUGUCCGGUCCACCUUCACCUAUCACUUUUCCCUACCCCCACGAUAAUAUUGUCCUUCCAAAGAAAGUACAUCCUACGCAAGCAAUCUCACAGCUUAAUGUAACCCCCGAGACACACGGAGCAUGGCACACACCUUCACUCAUGAGUACAUCUCCUCGAAGUUUGUCACCUGCUCCAAAGACACCGACUUUGGUUAAUGAUUGCGGCAAGUUUGAAGAUGAAGCCUUUGAGGCCAUUACUCCUUCACCACCAAGGUUGAGACAACGUGGUACUACAGGUAGCAACUCACGAAGAAGAACACUAUCGCCUCUCCCUGCUGCAGUAAACCUGUUUUCUCCACCACCGGGAUCACGGCGACUACAAACCGCUCGACAUCUUCCAACAGCCAUCAUCCAAAAGACAUGUGAAAUUCUUUUGAGUCCUCCAAGUCAUUUACUGCAAGUGAUGAUUAACGUUGCAUCUAAAAUCGCAGCGGGUGAAUGGAGAGGGGUGCUACUCGGUGAGGGAGAGGCUGUACAUUGGGAUUUCACCGAAGACGAAUAUCAAGGCGAAAGUUGGACUGAGGAUGACUUUGGAUUUAGUCUUACUCCCGCGCCUUCAAGACGAAGGGAUGUUUCCUCACAAUCUAAGAAGGAUACGACUUCCAGCGAGAGUUGGGAGGUCGAUUAA